CCCGUCCGAACACAUCAGCAACUAUUGGGUCAACUGUUGAACCCGGGUUGCGCACUUCCUGGCUCUGGGAACGCGGAGCGGACGUAGGCUUGCCGCCAUUGCGUUGAGAGAAAGCGGCCGUCUGUGUGAGGGGUUCGGGGAUUCUCCGGGCAUGGCCGGAGUAUUUCCUUACCGAGGGCCGGGUAACCCGGUGCCCGGCCCUUUAGCCCCGCUGCCAGACUACAUGUCGGAGGAGAAGCUGCAGGAGAAAGCCCGAAAAUGGCAGCAGUUGCAGGCCAAGCGUUAUGCGGAAAAGCGGAAGUUUGGGUUUGUGGACGCUCAGAAGGAAGACAUGCCUCCAGAACAUGUCAGGAAGAUUAUUCGAGACCAUGGAGACAUGACCAACAGGAAGUUUCGCCACGACAAAAGGGUCUACCUGGGUGCCCUGAAGUACAUGCCCCAUGCUGUCCUCAAACUCCUGGAAAACAUGCCUAUGCCUUGGGAGCAGAUUCGAGAUGUGCCUGUGUUGUACCACAUCACUGGAGCCAUUUCCUUUGUCAAUGAGAUUCCCUGGGUCAUUGAGCCUGUCUACAUCUCCCAGUGGGGGUCAAUGUGGAUUAUGAUGCGUCGAGAAAAAAGAGACAGGCGGCAUUUCAAGAGGAUGCGUUUUCCCCCUUUUGAUGAUGAGGAGCCGCCUUUGGACUAUGCUGACAACAUCCUAGAUGUUGAGCCGCUGGAGGCCAUUCAGCUAGAGCUGGACCCUGAGGAGGAUGCCCCUGUGUUGGACUGGUUCUAUGACCACCAGCCUUUGAGAGACAGCCGAAAAUACGUGAAUGGCUCCACUUACCAGCGCUGGCAGUUCACGCUGCCCAUGAUGUCCACUCUCUACCGCUUGGCCAAUCAGCUCCUAACAGACUUGGUAGAUGACAACUACUUCUAUCUGUUUGAUCUGAAGGCCUUUUUUACCUCGAAGGCACUCAAUAUGGCCAUCCCUGGAGGCCCCAAAUUUGAACCUCUUGUCCGAGACAUCAACCUACAGGAUGAAGACUGGAAUGAAUUCAAUGAUAUUAACAAGAUCAUCAUCCGGCAGCCUAUCCGUACUGAGUACAAGAUUGCUUUUCCUUACUUAUACAACAACCUUCCACAUCAUGUCCACCUCACUUGGUACCACACUCCUAAUGUUGUGUUCAUCAAAACUGAGGAUCCUGAUUUGCCAGCUUUCUACUUUGAUCCUUUGAUCAACCCAAUUUCCCAUAGACACUCUGUCAAGAGCCAAGAACCAUUGCCAGAUGAUGAUGAAGAGUUUGAGCUCCCCGAGUUUGUGGAGCCCUUCUUAAAGGAUACACCCCUCUACACAGACAAUACAGCCAAUGGCAUCGCCCUGCUCUGGGCCCCACGACCCUUCAACCUACGCUCUGGUCGCACCCGCCGGGCCCUAGACAUCCCCCUUGUCAAGAACUGGUAUCGGGAGCAUUGUCCUGCUGGGCAGCCCGUGAAAGUGAGGGUCUCCUACCAGAAGCUGCUUAAGUACUAUGUGCUGAAUGCCCUGAAGCACCGGCCCCCUAAAGCCCAGAAGAAGCGGUAUCUGUUCCGCUCCUUUAAAGCCACUAAAUUCUUUCAGUCUACAAAGCUUGACUGGGUGGAAGUGGGGCUACAGGUUUGCCGCCAGGGCUACAACAUGCUCAACCUUCUCAUUCACCGCAAAAAUCUCAACUACCUGCACCUGGAUUACAACUUCAACCUGAAGCCUGUCAAGACGCUCACCACCAAGGAAAGAAAGAAAUCUCGUUUUGGGAAUGCUUUCCAUCUGUGUCGGGAAGUUCUGCGUUUAACUAAGCUGGUGGUGGACAGUCAUGUGCAGUAUCGAUUGGGCAAUGUGGAUGCCUUCCAGCUGGCAGAUGGAUUGCAGUAUAUCUUUGCCCAUGUGGGGCAGCUGACGGGCAUGUACCGAUAUAAAUACAAGCUGAUGCGGCAGAUUCGCAUGUGCAAGGACCUGAAGCAUCUCAUCUAUUACCGCUUCAAUACGGUAGGACCCUGCCCUUUUUCAUUUCUAGGCCGACACUCGAAGGGGGUGGCAAAGACUGUAACAAAGCAGCGAGUGGAGUCUCAUUUUGACCUGGAACUUCGGGCAGCUGUGAUGCAUGACAUUCUGGACAUGAUGCCUGAGGGGAUCAAACAGAACAAGGCCCGGACAAUCCUGCAGCACCUCAGUGAAGCUUGGCGCUGCUGGAAGGCCAACAUUCCCUGGAAGGUCCCUGGGCUGCCAACACCUAUAGAGAACAUGAUCCUUCGAUACGUGAAGGCCAAGGCUGACUGGUGGACCAACACUGCUCACUACAACCGAGAACGGAUCCGCCGUGGGGCCACUGUAGACAAGACUGUGUGUAAAAAGAACCUGGGCCGCCUCACUCGGCUCUACCUGAAGGCCGAACAGGAGCGGCAGCACAACUACCUGAAGGACGGUCCUUACAUCACAGCAGAGGAGGCGGUGGCAGUGUAUACCACCACUGUGCAUUGGUUGGAAAGCCGUAGGUUCUCACCCAUCCCAUUCCCCCCACUCUCCUACAAGCAUGACACCAAGUUGCUCAUCUUGGCCUUGGAGCGGCUCAAGGAAGCUUACAGUGUGAAGUCGCGGUUAAACCAGUCUCAGAGAGAGGAGUUAGGUCUGAUCGAGCAAGCCUAUGACAACCCCCAUGAGGCGCUGUCCCGCAUCAAGCGUCACCUUCUCACUCAGAGAGCCUUUAAAGAAGUCGGCAUUGAGUUCAUGGAUCUCUAUAGCCACCUGGUGCCAGUGUACGAUGUGGAGCCACUGGAGAAGAUAACUGAUGCCUACCUGGACCAGUACCUGUGGUAUGAAGCUGACAAGCGCCGCCUCUUCCCACCCUGGAUCAAGCCUGCUGACACAGAACCGCCGCCUCUGCUUGUUUACAAGUGGUGUCAAGGCAUUAAUAACCUGCAGGACGUGUGGGAGACAAGUGAGGGCGAGUGUAACGUCAUGCUGGAGUCCCGAUUUGAGAAGAUGUAUGAGAAGAUCGACUUGACCCUGCUUAAUCGGCUGCUGCGCCUCAUCGUGGACCACAACAUAGCUGACUACAUGACAGCCAAGAACAACGUCGUCAUCAACUAUAAGGACAUGAACCAUACGAAUUCAUAUGGGAUCAUCAGAGGCCUGCAGUUUGCCUCAUUCAUUGUGCAGUACUACGGCCUGGUGAUGGAUUUACUUGUGUUGGGAUUGCACCGGGCCAGUGAGAUGGCUGGGCCCCCUCAGAUGCCAAACGAUUUUCUCAGUUUCCAAGACAUAGCCACCGAGGCUGCCCAUCCCAUCCGUCUCUUCUGCAGAUACAUCGAUCGUAUCCAUAUUUUCUUCAGGUUCACAGCAGAUGAGGCUCGGGACCUGAUCCAGCGUUACCUGACAGAGCACCCUGACCCCAACAAUGAAAACAUCGUUGGCUAUAAUAAUAAGAAGUGCUGGCCCCGAGACGCCCGCAUGCGCCUCAUGAAGCAUGACGUCAACUUGGGUCGGGCAGUGUUCUGGGACAUCAAGAACCGUCUGCCACGCUCAGUGACUACAGUUCAGUGGGAGAACAGCUUUGUGUCUGUGUACAGUAAAGACAACCCCAACCUGCUGUUUAACAUGUGUGGUUUUGAGUGCCGCAUCCUGCCUAAGUGCCGCACCAGCUAUGAGGAGUUCACCCACAAGGAUGGGGUGUGGAACCUACAGAAUGAGGUUACUAAGGAGCGGACAGCUCAGUGUUUCCUCCGUGUGGAUGAUGAGUCAAUGCAGCGCUUCCACAACCGUGUGCGUCAAAUUCUGAUGGCCUCUGGCUCCACCACCUUCACCAAGAUUGUGAAUAAGUGGAACACAGCUCUUAUUGGCCUUAUGACAUACUUUCGAGAGGCUGUGGUGAACACCCAGGAGCUCCUGGACUUGCUGGUGAAGUGUGAGAACAAAAUCCAGACACGGAUCAAGAUUGGCCUCAACUCCAAGAUGCCGAGUCGGUUCCCCCCUGUUGUGUUCUACACCCCUAAGGAGUUGGGUGGACUUGGCAUGCUCUCAAUGGGACAUGUGCUCAUCCCCCAGUCUGACCUCAGGUGGUCCAAGCAGACAGAUGUAGGUAUCACACAUUUCCGUUCAGGAAUGAGCCAUGAAGAAGACCAGCUGAUUCCCAACUUGUAUCGCUACAUACAGCCAUGGGAGAGCGAGUUCAUUGAUUCUCAGCGGGUCUGGGCUGAGUAUGCACUCAAGAGACAAGAGGCCAUUGCUCAGAACAGACGACUAACUUUAGAAGAUCUGGAAGAUUCGUGGGAUCGUGGCAUUCCUCGAAUCAAUACCCUCUUCCAGAAAGACCGGCACACAUUGGCUUAUGAUAAGGGUUGGCGUGUUCGAACUGACUUUAAGCAGUACCAGGUUUUGAAGCAGAAUCCUUUUUGGUGGACACACCAGCGUCAUGAUGGGAAGCUCUGGAACCUGAACAAUUACCGUACAGACAUGAUCCAGGCCCUGGGUGGUGUGGAAGGCAUUCUGGAACACACACUCUUCAAGGGCACUUACUUCCCUACCUGGGAGGGGCUUUUCUGGGAGAAGGCCAGUGGUUUUGAGGAGUCUAUGAAGUGGAAGAAGCUGACCAAUGCUCAGCGAUCAGGAUUGAACCAGAUUCCCAAUCGUAGAUUCACCCUCUGGUGGUCUCCAACCAUCAAUCGCGCCAAUGUUUACGUAGGCUUUCAGGUGCAGCUGGACCACGGUAUCUUUAUGCACGGCAAGAUCCCCACACUAAAGAUCUCUCUCAUCCAGAUCUUCCGAGCUCACUUGUGGCAGAAGAUCCACGAGAGCAUCGUUAUGGACUUGUGUCAGGUGUUUGAUCAGGAACUGGAUGCACUGGAAAUUGAGACAGUACAAAAGGAGACAAUCCACCCCCGAAAGUCCUAUAAGAUGAACUCUUCUUGUGCAGAUAUCCUGCUCUUUGCCUCCUAUAAGUGGAAUGUCUCCCGGCCCUCAUUGCUAGCAGACUCCAAGGAUGUGAUGGAUAGCACCACCACUCAGAAGUAUUGGAUUGACAUCCAGUUGCGCUGGGGAGACUAUGAUUCCCAUGACAUUGAGCGCUACGCCCGAGCCAAGUUCUUGGACUACACCACGGACAACAUGAGUAUCUAUCCUUCACCCACGGGUGUGCUCAUUGCUAUUGACCUGGCCUAUAACCUGCAUAGUGCCUAUGGAAACUGGUUUCCUGGCAGCAAGCCUCUCAUACAGCAGGCCAUGGCCAAGAUCAUGAAGGCAAACCCUGCCUUGUAUGUGUUACGUGAACGGAUCCGUAAGGGUCUGCAGCUGUAUUCAUCUGAGCCUACUGAGCCUUAUCUAUCCUCUCAGAACUAUGGUGAGCUCUUCUCCAACCAGAUUAUCUGGUUUGUGGAUGACACUAAUGUCUACAGAGUAACUAUCCAUAAGACCUUUGAAGGGAACUUGACCACCAAGCCCAUCAAUGGGGCCAUCUUCAUCUUCAACCCACGCACAGGGCAGCUGUUCCUCAAAAUAAUUCACACAUCUGUGUGGGCUGGACAGAAGCGUUUGGGGCAGUUGGCAAAGUGGAAGACAGCUGAGGAAGUGGCUGCUCUGAUUCGAUCUCUGCCAGUGGAGGAGCAGCCCAAGCAGAUCAUUGUCACCAGGAAGGGCAUGUUGGAUCCAUUGGAGGUGCACUUGUUAGACUUCCCCAAUAUUGUGAUCAAAGGAUCAGAGCUCCAGCUCCCCUUCCAGGCUUGUCUCAAGGUGGAAAAGUUUGGGGAUCUCAUCCUUAAAGCUACUGAGCCCCAGAUGGUUCUCUUUAACCUCUACGAUGACUGGCUCAAGACUAUCUCCUCUUACACGGCUUUCUCCCGCCUCAUCCUGAUUCUGCGUGCCCUGCAUGUGAACAAUGACCGGGCAAAAGUGAUCCUGAAGCCAGACAAGACCACGAUCACAGAACCACACCACAUCUGGCCCACUCUGACUGAUGAGGAGUGGAUCAAGGUGGAAGUGCAGCUCAAGGACCUUAUCUUGGCCGACUACGGCAAGAAAAACAAUGUGAAUGUGGCGUCACUGACACAAUCAGAAAUUCGAGACAUCAUCCUGGGUAUGGAGAUCUCAGCACCGUCACAGCAGCGGCAGCAGAUAGCUGAGAUUGAGAAGCAGACCAAGGAACAGUCUCAGCUGACUGCAACGCAGACUCGUACUGUCAACAAGCAUGGUGACGAGAUCAUCACCUCUACCACCAGCAACUAUGAGACCCAGACUUUCUCAUCUAAGACUGAAUGGAGGGUCAGGGCCAUCUCUGCUGCCAACUUGCACCUAAGGACCAAUCACAUCUAUGUUUCAUCUGAUGACAUCAAGGAGACUGGUUAUACCUAUAUCCUUCCCAAGAAUGUGCUUAAGAAGUUUAUCUGCAUAUCUGACCUUCGGGCCCAAAUUGCAGGGUACCUGUAUGGGGUGAGCCCACCAGAUAACCCCCAGGUGAAGGAGAUCCGCUGCAUUGUGAUGGUACCGCAGUGGGGUACUCACCAGACUGUGCACCUGCCUGGCCAGCUGCCCCAGCAUGAGUACCUCAAGGAGAUGGAACCUUUAGGUUGGAUCCACACUCAGCCCAACGAGUCCCCCCAGCUGUCACCCCAGGAUGUCACCACCCAUGCCAAGAUCAUGGCUGACAACCCAUCUUGGGAUGGCGAGAAGACCAUUAUCAUCACCUGCAGCUUCACACCAGGCUCCUGCACCCUGACAGCCUACAAGCUGACCCCCAGUGGCUAUGAAUGGGGCCGCCAGAACACAGACAAGGGCAACAAUCCCAAGGGCUACCUACCCUCACACUACGAGAGGGUCCAGAUGCUCCUGUCAGACCGCUUCCUCGGCUUCUUUAUGGUUCCUGCUCAAUCCUCGUGGAACUACAACUUUAUGGGUGUCCGGCAUGAUCCCAACAUGAAGUAUGAGCUGCAACUGGCAAACCCCAAAGAGUUCUACCACGAGGUGCACCGACCCUCCCACUUCCUCAACUUUGCUCUCCUGCAGGAGGGCGAGGUCUACUCUGCCGACCGAGAGGAUCUCUAUGCGUAGUCGUCUCCUCACCUCCUUUCAGAUUCCCCAAAGGCUGGAGCCUUUUACCCCCACAGACAAGCUGGUGACAUUCAGCAGCUAGACCUCUUUUCCCUCUAUUUUGUGCUUGUUAUGUUGUUGACCUGUGAUGUGUAAUUCUGAACAAAGUAUAAUAAAUUUUGUAUAAAUAGGA
Messenger RNA from Vicugna pacos (alpaca), 7226 nucleotides. NCBI's taxonomy places the organism in Eukaryota, Metazoa, Chordata, Mammalia, Artiodactyla, Camelidae. The record is from RefSeq and is a predicted model, not a curated record.